UCACAAGACGGUGGCUGCACCUGGCAAACCCCUGACACUUCCUGGUGAUUUCCCAGAGCAGAGAAGAAGUGGGUGACAGAGCCCGUACAUCCCCACACAGGGCUCCGGGUCCCGCCUCGCUGGGCGGGGAGGGCUGUACCUGAGCUGUCACACUGCACCGGAACCUUGUGUCCCAUUCACGGAUUGACGGUCGGGGCCAUGGAUGAGCGGAGCCCGCUGGUCACCUACAAGCUCAGCGUGUCCACGGACGAGACCGCCCGGAAUGGACCGAACCGGCAGCGCGCAGGAGCCCGAAAACUCUCCACCUUUCUGGGGGUUGUGGUGCCCACCCUGCUGGCGAUGUUCAGUGUGGUGCUGUUUCUCAGGAUAGGUUUUGUCGUGGGACAGUCUGGUCUGUAUGAGGCAGUGGGCAUGCUAAUCCUCUCUUAUUUUAUUAUUGGUAUGACUGUUUUGUCAGUCUGUGCCAUAUCUACCAAUGGAGCACUGGAUGCCGGUGGAGCUUACUAUAUGAUCAGCAGGGCUUUGGGACCUGAGUUUGGUGGCAGUAUUGGUAUAAUGUUCUUUUUGGCUAAUGUUUGUGGAAGUGCUCUUUAUAUUCUUGGUCUGGUAGAGACCAUCGUGGCCAUGUUUGGGAUCCCAACAGGGGAAGAUGGAAGAAGUGGAGUCCAUGUUUUGCCACAGAGCUAUUGGUAUGAGUUCCUGUAUGGCACCGUUCUGCUAUUCCUGUGUCUCUUGGUCUGCCUGGUUGGAGCCAGUAUAUAUGCUAGAGCCACCUUUCUCAUUUUUAUCAUUGUGAUGGUGGUUUUGAUAACUGUCUUUAUCAGCUUCUUUGCUGUGAGAGAAAAAGUUGUUUCCAUUGUUACUACUGAUGCCAAUGGCACCCAUUACCUAAACGGAACAUUUACUGGCUUCAAGUUGUCUACUCUCAAGGACAAUGUAUAUCCACAAUAUGCCAGGGACUACACUACAGGAAGAAUGAUGAGCUUCACCACAGUCUUUGCAAUCAUGUUCAAUGGUUGCACUGGGAUCAUGGCAGGAUCAAACAUGUCAGGUGAUUUGAAAAACCCAAGUUACUCUAUACCCAGAGGAACAAUCACUGCUGUCAUCUUUACCUACAUCAUCUACAAUUUGCUGGCUCUGAUGAUCAGCUGUACAUGUGACAGGACUCUGUUGCAGAAUGAUUACAGCUUUUUACGAGAUAUUAAUGUCUGGCCUCCUCUUGUUACUAUUGGAAUUUGCUGCUCAACUCUUUCUGCCUCCAUGAGUAACUUGAUUGGGGCCUCCCGUAUUCUCUAUGCACUGGCAAAGGAUGAGCUAUUUGGAAAACUUUUAAUACCGGCAAAGAAGACAUCACAGGGAGGCAACCCAUGGAUGUCUGUCAUCAUGUCCUGGUUUUUGGUUCAGAUGGUGCUGUUUGCUGGGAAACUGAACACCAUUGCAGCAAUUGUGACAAUUUUUUUCUUGCUGGUGUACACUGCUGUGGGCCUUGCCUGUCUGGCACUGGAAUGGGCAUCUGCACCAAAUUUCAGGCCAACAUUUCGCUACUUCACUUGGUACACCUGUAUCCUGGGGAUUCUGGGUUGUGUGACCAUGAUGUUCCUUAUAAAUGCCAUCUAUGCAUCUGCCAGCAUUGUGUUCAUGUUGAUCCUGCUCCUGUGUCUGCACUACUUAUCGCCCAGUCAUAGCUGGGGAUUCAUAACUCAGGCUCUCAUCUUUCAUCAGGUCAGAAAGUACUUGCUUAUGCUGGACGUACGUAAGGAUCAUGUCAAGUUCUGGCGUCCUCAGAUUCUAUUACUAGUUUCCAAUCCACACAGCCACAAAAACCUCAUCACUUUUGCAAAUGAUCUAAAGAAAAGUGGCCUUUUUGUUCUGGGACAUGUAAGUUUGGAAGAAUUAGAUGUGCUGCCUUCUGACCCGCUUCAGGCUCAAUCGGAUUUCUGGUUACAGCUAGUAGAUGAGCUCAACAUCAAGGCGUUUGUCAACUUGACAUUGUCAGAUUCUGUGAGAUAUGGAGCUCAGCAAUUGCUCUUCAUUUCUGGAUUAGGCGGAAUGAGACCAAACACUGUUAUCAUGGGAUUUUACACCCGCUCUUCCCCAGAUGAACUUCUACGAAAUGAACUUGAAGUGGACCACAGUAGAUCAUCUCCCUUAAUGUAUACCUCCACUGGAAGGAAAAAGUCCACUGAAAACUUUUCUGCAUGGGAAUAUGUUGCCAUUAUAUCAGAUUCUAUAAAGAUGUCCAAAAAUGUUGUGCUAGCAAGAUACUUCUCAGAGUUUGAUAGAACUCUAGUCUGCAGUGUGAAGGGUAAAGAGACGUAUAUAGAUGUGUGGCCGUUAAACCUACUGCGACCAGAUAGCGCUACCUAUGUGAACACCUGCAGUUUAUUCCUCCUUCAAAUGGCUUGUGUACUGAACAUGGUAAGAUCUUGGAAAAAAGCCAAGUUGCGUUUGUAUCUGUGUGUAGAGAGUGAAAGCGGUCUGCAUGGCCAGGAAAUUAAACUGAAGCAGCUACUAAAAGACCUCCGCAUCAAGGCCUUCAUCCAUACAGUUGUCUGGGACCCAGUAGUUGCUCUUCACUGGCAUAAGCAGGUAGGAGAAAAUUCAGGAACUAUGGGAGAAUCUUACCUGAACUUCCCAAACAACUCAAUAAGGAUAUCAAGUGACUAUUUGGAAGCUGUCAAUCAAAUGAUUCUUGGGCAAAAUCCCCACUUACCCCCAGCUGUCAGAUUCUUGUAUCUGCCUCGUCCUCCUGCAGACACAUCUGUCUACAACAAGUUCCUGCACCAGGUGGAGAUGAUAAGCAGGAAUUUGGGACCAACAUUGCUCAUCCAUGGGAUCACUCCUGUUACAAGUACUGAGCUCUAAGAUAUACAUAAUUGUGACCUGGACCUGGUCCAUGCUCUUAAAAAGGGGGCAUUUACAUACAAGAAUACAAUUCAGGGAACCACACAUUGACAGUCUAACUUAUGCUCACUGGUAUGAGUGAGAUCUCUCUUUUAUUUUUAUUCUGCAACUAUUUGCUUUGAAAAUCGAUGUAACUAAAAUUGGGUCUUAGCAUUUUUGCCAGAUAUAAAGGCUAUUGGUACAUUAAAAGUAUCAGUAUGAUUAGAAAAACAAAUAUUUUUAAAAUGCACUAUGCACCUUUUGCAGAGUGUUCAUGGUAGCUAAGUGUUUGAAUCUGCUACUAGUGGGUGUGUGCACUGCACAUCAGGAAUCACUGUUGUACCGGUAUGGACUGAUAAAGACAAAGAGAUUAGUUAUGCUUAGGUAUUGAUUUAUGCAGAAAUGCCUAACUUAACGAAGAUAACUUACUUGAGCCCAUGUAUCACUGUGUUCAUGGGAAGUCAUGGUGAAUGCUAUUAAGAAGAAUAUAACAAUACAUACAGUCUGCUUCAGUAAAAAAGGCUUGCUAUUAAAAUAUUGCCAGUCAUUGUCAGAGGACAAUUCCACCGGAAUCCAACAUAUGUUGUUCAGUAAAGAAAGAUAUUAAUAGUGGAUAUAGAUAAUGAAAACACAAAACAUAUCCCAAAAGUUUUCAAUAUCAUUAUUCACUUAUUUUCUAAGGAACUAAAAGGUCUAAUGUGUCUAUAAAAAAAAUUCCCUAAACCUUGGUAUGUGAUGCUAGUGUGGAUAAUACCUGGAAUUGGCCCUUCUUUUUCUGAUUAUGAGGGUGUCACUGCCUCUUUAUCGGGGACAUUACAUUCUCAUUCAAGGCUUUCCAUUAAAGGGGUACUCCGGUGAAAACCUUUU
Molecule: messenger RNA, 3750 nt
Organism: Hyla sarda
Lineage: Eukaryota; Metazoa; Chordata; Amphibia; Anura; Hylidae
Product: solute carrier family 12 member 9-like
Exons: 13
Coding region: 199-2865 (888 amino acids)
Biological process (GO): potassium ion import across plasma membrane; chloride transmembrane transport; potassium ion homeostasis
Cellular component (GO): membrane
Molecular function (GO): potassium:chloride symporter activity
Source: RefSeq, a predicted model, not a curated record